This is a messenger RNA of Anguilla anguilla (European eel), 4166 nucleotides long. RefSeq names its product peptidase domain containing associated with muscle regeneration 1 (gene pamr1). The coding region runs from base 96 to 3395 and encodes 1099 amino acids. Gene Ontology annotation, biological process: proteolysis. The record is from RefSeq and is a predicted model, not a curated record. NCBI's taxonomy places the organism in Eukaryota, Metazoa, Chordata, Actinopteri, Anguilliformes, Anguillidae. The transcript has 14 exons. Gene Ontology annotation, molecular function: serine-type endopeptidase activity; calcium ion binding.
GAGGGAGAGCAGGAGAGAGAGAGAGGGAGAGCAGGAGAGAGAGAGAGAGGGAGAGCAGGAGAGAGAGAGAGAGGGAGAGCAGGAGAGAGAGGGUGAUGUCAAAGCAGCUGAGUUCAGAAAGUAAACAGUACUCGGCGUUACAGCAUGCUGUCUGCGGGACGCCAGCUGGUGGAGCUCAGCGGGGAGACUCUUGCGCUCCGGAAUCUCUUCCUCAUCCUCCUCUUCAUCGCCCAGACGCCAGCCUGGCCACACGAUUGUGGAACGCGAACUGUCCCGGGGCCGAAUGGAACAUCAUGUGCCGCGGCUGCUGCGAAUAUGACCAGAUCCGCUGCAAGUGCCCCGCCCAGGGCACGCUGGUGGGCUACUCCGUGCCCUGCUGCCGAAAUGCCAUCAACGAGUGCGACCCCUGCAUCAUCCACCCAGGGUGCAGUAUCUUUGAGAACUGCAAGCGAUGUAACAACGGAACAUGGGGAGCCAAGGACGACUUCUUCAUCAAGGGAAAAUACUGCACAGAGUGCCGGCCAGGAUGGUCAGGGGGCGACUGCAUGAAAUGCGGGGGUGUCAUACAGAAGUCGCACGGUCACAUAGUGGUGGAGAGCUACCCCACCAACGCGCGCUGUGAGUGGAUCCUACAGGUGGACCCCGAGCUGACCGUCGAGAUCAGGUUCAUGAUGCUCAGCCUGGAGUACGACCACAGCUGCCGCUACGAUUUCGUGGAGGUGCGGGAUGGCGAGGACCUAAACUCUCGCGUCAUUGGCCGAUACUGCGGGAACCAGAGACCUCCGCCAAUCAGGAGCUCCGGGAACUUUCUGCACAUCCUCUUCGUCUCUGACGGCUAUAAGAACUUUGACGGUUUCUUCGCCAUAUUCCAGGAGGCCUCAGCGUGUAGCUCCUCCCCCUGUUUGCAUGAUGGGACCUGCAUCCUGGACUCCGCCCACUCGUACCGAUGCGCCUGUCUGGCCGGCUAUACUGGCAGGCGCUGUGAGAACGUGGUGAUGUGCGAGACCCCCCCGGUGCCAGCGCACGGAGCCGCGGAGGGGGGCCACCUCCACCUGGGGGGGCGAGUCACCUUUCGCUGUGACCCCGGGUUCUCUCUGCAGGGCCCCCGCAGCGCCACCUGCGGGCUGAACGGGUCCUGGAGCACCCCCCCUCCGCUCUGUGUGCCCCGGGAGCGCACCUGUGGUGUUCCGGAGAAGCCCGCACAUGGUGACCACUUCCUGGUGUACGGCCCGGAGGACGUCGCCAUCGCCGUGCAGUACCUGUGCUAUCGGCCCUACGUCCUGCGCGGGGCCUCCCAGAGAACCUGUCUGCCCAACAGCACCUGGAGCGGGACAGCGCCCACCUGUGUCACAGCACUGGACCCAGACGCUGGACUGGAAAAAGAGGCGGAAAAAGAGAAGGAGAAAGAGAGGGAGAAAGAGAGGGAGAAAGACAAAGACGCAGACGAGGACAUGAACAGGGUGGAGGGCAAAGAUAACGAGAGAAGCAAGGGAAGCGAUGGGGGCAAAGAUACAGGAAAAGUCACUGUGGCAGCGGGGGGCAAAGAUACAGGGAAAGCCACCACUGCAGCGGGGGGCAAAGACGUGAACACCGCUGAGAGCGCGGAGAAGGAGAAAGUUACAGACAAAAGCCCCGAUCCGGGCACUACUAAAGCUACGGGAAAACUCACAGAUACAGGGGGGGCCAAAGACAUAGACAAAAGCCCAGAUACAGGGGGGAUCACAGUUACUGCUGCGGGCAAAGAUACAGGCACUGCUGUAGGUAAAGACACAGGGAGAAUUACAGUGGGAAGCAAAGAUACAGGAGUUACCGUGGAAACAGUGCGAGACAAAGAUACAGGAGUUACCGUGGAAACAGUGCGAGACAAAGAUACAGGAAGGGGAGUGGAGUCCACGGGAACGGGACGAGGAUCAGACCCAGGAGGCGACAAACAGACGGGACAAGAGACAGAGGGAGACAACCAAAGCAUCAGUGAAGCUGAGCGGACUCGCUGUCCCUCUCCUCCAAGGCUGUAUAAUGGGUACCACACGGUGGUGCUGGGCUCUGGAAGGGAACCGGACCGGGCCGAGUUCUUCUGCAACAACUCCCACGCCCUGAGCGGCAGCGCAGUGAGGACCUGCCUGCUGAACGGGACCUGGAGCGGGGAACAGCCGCUGUGCAUCAGAGCAUGUCGGGAGCCCAAGGUGUCGGAGCUGGUCAGACAGAGGGUCCUGCCCCCCCAGGUCCCCUAUCGGAAGACCCCGGUGCACAAGUUCUACUCCUCGCAGAGUUUAGGGAAGCGGAUGGGCCUGUCCAGCCCCACCAUGGCCCCCGCCGCCCUCCCCCCGCUGGCCCCCGGGUUCCACCACCUGUACACGCACAUCGAGUACCAGUGCGCCUCCCCCUUCUACCAUCACACCGGCAGCCCCCGCCGCACCUGCCUGAAGACUGGCAAGUGGAGCGGCCGCCAUGUCUCCUGCUCGCCAGUGUGUGGUAAGCUCCCAGGCUUUGAGUCUGAGAGUUUGGCUCAGACUCGCUGGCCGUGGCACGCCGCCAUUUACCGCCGGUCCCCCGCUGACCCCGCCAGCAAACCGGACAAGAUGGCGGGCGGGCUGGGGAAGGCCAAGGCCGGCGAGGAGGAGGGGGGUGAGGAAGAGGAUGGGGGGGCGGCGUGGCAGCUGGUCUGCAGCGGGGCCCUGGUGAACCAGCGCAGCGUGGUGGUCGCGGCCCACUGUGUGACCCAGCUCGGGAAGCUGCUGCCCGUUGCCCCCGGCAACAUCAAGGUGGUGAUGGGAAAACACUACCGUAGCGACGACAGGGAGACCAAGAACCUCCAGCACCUGCGGGUGUCCUCUGUCCUGGUGCACCCCAACUACGACCCGCUGAUGCUGGACUCAGACCUGGCGGUGCUGAAGCUGCUGGACAAGGCGCGGAUUGGGGAGCGCGUGCUGCCCGUGUGCCUCCCCCUCCGGCAGGGCGGCGAGGUCAUCGCCCAGCAGGCCUACGUGGUGGGCUGGUCCAUCCUGCCCGACGCGCGGGGGGAGACGGGCGCGGCCGACGCCGAAACCGCGCGGGCGGGGCUCAUCCAGCUGGGCGACGUGGUGGACUGCGAGCAGCAGUACGCCCAGCAGGGGGCGCCGGUCAGCAUCACAGACAACAUGCUCUGCGGCAGACAGCACCCCCGCGGACCCUCAAACAUCUGCCCCGGCGACACCGGGGGCAUCGCGCUGCUGCCCCCCCCCGCCUCCUUCUCCGCCCCCGUGUUCUCGGAGGGGCAGGAGGGGGGCGGGGUCGUGUGGAGGCUGCUGGGCGUGGUCAGUCACGGGUACGAGCAGCACGGCUGCAGCCCCGACCUCUACACCGUCUACACCCGCACCGCCAACUUCAAGGACUGGAUAGAGGCCAGCAUGAAGUAGAGCUGCGCUACUGUGCAGCUUAGCGCCCUACUUAUCUCUCCCUCUCUCUCUCUGUUUCUCUCUCUCUCUCGCUGUCUGUCUCUCUCUCUCUCUCUCUCUCUCUCUCUCUCUCUUCCUCUCCCUUUCUCUUCCUCUCUCUCUCUGUUUUUCUCUCCUCCCUCUCCCCCCUUCUCUCCCUUUCCCUCUUUCUCUAACCACUCCCUCUCCUCCCCUCUCUCUCUUCCUCUUACGGUUCAGAUUACAAUUACUCUAGGUAAUUGUAGAAAGUUUUUGUGUUUCAAUAACGGAAAAUCACUCUCUCUUUCUCUCUCUCCCCAUCUCUCUCCCUUUCCCUCUCUCUCUCUCUACCCCCCUCAUUCUCUCCCUCCCCCUCUCUCUCUCCUCCUCCUCCUCUUAUUCGUCCUUCUUCUGACUCUCUGUCUAGUUCGUUGGGAGCUCUUUAUAUUAAAGGCAGAAGUAACACUGGACUGUGUGCUGCCGGUGUCUGAAGGGGGCGGGGCUACAGAUGCCAGGGGCGUGGCCUCCAGCCUGAAGGGCAUAAGGGCAUUCAUUCUGUUCUGACUGGUCACUACAAUCACAUGACUGACUGGAGAGCCAGGCCUCUCACCUCUCUGGAAAUCUUGUUUUCAUUGUAUUCUUUACCAUGUACAUAUAUUGAAAUUGUACUAUUCAGGAAAAAGACACAACCGUUGGGCUGUACAUAUUGUAUAAAGUUUUGUGGAAAUCAUAUUAUUUGAAUUAAAUCUAUCUGGUUGUGCUAGAAGGGAAUUA